CGGGGUGGGCUCCCCACUCUUUGAGGAUCUCUCUCGCCUUGUAUCGGCCUAAUUCCCCCCACCGUUGCCUUUCUUUUGCCCCCCCAAAUCGGACAGAGCCUUAUGUGGAGGCAACAGCGAGAAGCGCCUUUGCCUUUCUCUGCGGGAAGAGAAAGGAGACAAAACCGCCUGGAAAGAAGGCAAGAAAAAACCCCAUUUCCCGGCCAUCGGGAGCCCCCCUCUCUCCCAGCACCCCCUCUUUUUGUGCCCCUUUUUGGAAGGAAGAGAGGAAGGACAAGAGGAGGAGGAAGAAGAAGAGAAGAAGAAGAAGAUGUCUUUGCGAACCGGCAAUGAGCGCAAUGCCGACACCGCUCAUCCUCGCUGCCCGGUGGUGACGCUGGAGGCGGCCCCGCUCCCGGCGACCCCUCCGCCCCCGCCGCUGUCCCCGCAGCCGCCCUCGGGCCCGGCGCUAUCCGGCAGCCGCUCGGAGAAGGGCUCCUCCUCGUCCUGGUCCAGCCGCUCGCUGGGCGCCCGCUGCCGCAACUCCAUCGCCUCCUGUGCCGACGAGCAGCCCCACAUCGGGAACUACCGCCUGCUCAAGACCAUCGGGAAGGGCAACUUCGCCAAGGUCAAGCUGGCCAGGCACAUCCUCACCGGCAGAGAGGUGGCAAUCAAAAUAAUCGACAAAACCCAGCUGAACCCAACAAGCCUCCAAAAGCUUUUCCGUGAAGUCAGGAUCAUGAAGGGCCUCAACCACCCCAAUAUUGUGAAACUUUUCGAAGUUAUAGAGACGGAAAAAACCCUCUACUUAGUGAUGGAAUAUGCCAGCGCUGGCGAAGUCUUCGAUUACUUAGUCUCUCAUGGCCGGAUGAAAGAGAAAGAAGCCCGGGCCAAGUUCAGACAGAUUGUCUCUGCUGUGCACUAUUGCCACCAAAAGAACAUUGUCCAUAGGGAUCUCAAGGCCGAGAACCUCUUGCUGGACGCCGACGCCAACAUCAAGAUCGCGGACUUUGGGUUCAGCAACGAGUUCACGCUGGGUUCCAAGCUGGACACCUUCUGCGGAAGCCCUCCUUACGCCGCUCCGGAGCUCUUCCAGGGCAAGAAGUACGACGGGCCCGAAGUGGACAUCUGGAGCCUUGGGGUCAUCCUCUACACGCUGGUCAGCGGCUCACUGCCCUUCGAUGGGCAGAAUCUCAAGGAGCUGCGGGAGCGAGUGCUGCGGGGCAAGUACCGCGUCCCCUUCUACAUGUCCACCGACUGCGAAAACAUCCUCAGGCGCUUCUUGGUGCUCAACCCGGCCAAGCGCUGCACCUUGGAGCAAAUCAUGAAGGACAAAUGGAUCAACAUUGGCUACGAAGGGGAUGAGCUGAAGCCCUACAAGGAGCCCGAGGAGGACUUUGCAGACGCUAAACGGAUCGAAGUGAUGGUCGGCAUGGGCUACACAAGGGAAGAGAUCAAGGAAGCCUUGACCAACCAAAAAUACAACGAAGUCACAGCCACCUACCUCCUGCUGGGCAGGAAAAAUGAGCAGGUGGAAGGGGGCGAGUCCCGCACGGGCAGCAGCCUGUCCUUGGCCCGGGUGCGGGCGCCCAGCGAGGCUUCCAACGGGACCAGCAAGUCCUCCUCCUCCUCGUCCUCCUCGCACUCCAAGAGCCAACGGGGGUCUUCUACUUACCACCGGCAGCGGCGGCACAGCGACUUCUGCGGACCCUCUCCGGUGCCCGUGCACCCCAAGCGCAGCCCCACCAGCACCGGGGACGGCGAGCUGAAGGAGGAGCCGCGCAUGCCCUCGCGCAAGGCCAGCUGCAGCGUGGUGGGCAGUGGCCGCGGCAUCCCCCCCUCCAGCCCCAUGGUCAGCAGCGCCAACAACCCCAACAAGUCGGAGAUCCCCGACCGGCGCAAGGACAGUGCCGUCAACACGAAUAACAUUCCCUCGAGCAUGAUGACCCGGAGGAACACCUACGUCUGCACGGACCGGCCAGGCGGGGAGCGGCACUCCUUGCUCCAGAACGGCAAGGAGAACAGCUCUGCCACCAGCCGCGUGCCGCCGGCCUCGCCCUCCAGCCACAGCAUCGCCGCCAGCUCCUCGUCCUCGGAGCGCACCCGCCUCUCGCGUGGCACCAACAUCCGCAGCACCUUCCACGGGGGGCAAGUGCGGGACCGGCGCGGGACCGGGGUGCAGAACGGGCCGCCCACCUCGCCCACGCUCUCCCACGAGGCCAGCCCCUUGCCCCAGAGCCGCAGCCGGGCCACCUCCAACCUCUUCAGCAAACUCACCUCCAAACUCACACGAAGGGUCGCAGACGAACCUGAGAGAAUCAGGGGACCUACGCUCACAAGUGGCAAUCUACCUUGGCAUCAAAAGGAAGCAGAACCCCGGCUGCUCCGAUUUACCUGGAAUGUGAAGCUGACCAGCCCCCGCUCGGCCGAGGCCCUGCUGGCCGCCCUCCGCCAGGCCACGGACUCUGCCCACUGCUUCUGCCGCCAGACGGAGCCCUUCGUCCUCUCCUGCUCCUUCGAGAAGGCCCCCAGCGAGCACUUCUGCGCCUUCGAGGUGGAGGUCUGCCGGCUCCAGCGCCUGGGCGGACUCCACGGGGUGCUCUUCCGCCGCCAGGCCGGCACCUCCCUGGCCUUCCGCAACCUGGUGGGACGGAUCUCCGACCAGCUGCAGCUCUAGCCGGCCGGACCCUCGCCGGAGACCCCCGACCCCUCCGCUCGCGCCAGAAACACACCCGGUGCCGCCCUGCACGCUUCCAACGUUUCAGGGUCCGGCGCGCCGAGGAGCUGCUCUGGGGACGGGGUCGCCUUGCAAUUUGGGGGGCAUUUGAUGCAAUUUUGGGGUGCAAAACAGGUGGGACUCUUCUGGAUGAAAGUAUCCAAAGGAAGGAGCGAAAACAGGCUGCGGACAAGAUCCUCCACCCCGUAGUUUCAGGGAUGGGUCUGAUCCAGUAUUGUGGUGCAUUGAGGAGCUGCUCUGGGGAUGGGGUCACCUUGCAAUUUGGGGGGCAUUUGAUGCAUUUUUGGGGUGCAAAACAGGUGGGACUCUUCUGGAUGAAAAUAUCCAAAGCAAGGAGCGAGAACAGGCUGCGGACAAGAUCCUCCACCCCGUAGUUUCAGGGAUGGGUCUGAUCCAGUUUUGUGGUACAUUGAGGAGCUGCUCUGGGGAUGGGGUCACCUUGCAAUUGUGAGGGGAUUUUGGGGAGCUUGAUGCAGAUUUUGGGGUGCAAAAGAGGGAGAUGCCAUUAGAACUCUAUCCCAAGGAGGUCCCUCUAUGGUUCCAACGUUUCAGGGUCUGAUGCAUCGAGGAGCUGCUAUGGGGAGGGGGUCGCCUUGCACUUGUGGGGGGCAUUUGAUGCAGAUUUGGGGUGCAAAAGCUGGGGGUGUCGUUAGGGCUCUUCUGGACAAAAAGUAUCCAAAGGAAGGACAAGAUCCUCAACCCCAUACUUUCAGGGAUGGGUCUGAUCCUGUAUUGCAAUGCGUCAAGGAGCUGCUCUGGGGAGGGGUCACCUUGCACUUGUGGGGGGUUCGGGGGCGUUUGAUGUGGAUUUUGGGGUGCAAAAGGUGGGGGUGACAUUAGGACUCUCCUGGGAGCCAAAUAUCCCAAGGAAGGAGGGAUAACAGGCUGCAGACACCAACAUUUCAGGGACUGAUGCAUCGAGGAGCUUGCAAUUUUGGGGGGCAUUCGAUGCAGAUUUAGGGUGCAAAAGGUGGUGAUGUCAUUAUAGCUCUUCUGGGUGAAAAGUAUCCAAAAGAAGGAGUGAUAAGAACAGGCUGCAGACAAAAUCCCUGUAUGGUUCCAAGUUUCAGGGUCUGGUGCAGUGAUUCCCAAAGUGGGCGCUACUGCCCCCUGGUGGGCGCUGCAGUGAUCCAGGGGGGCGGUGAUGGCACCUAUUAGGACACGGGGGCGGAGCUAGAAGAGUGGGUGUGGCUUCUUCCCAAGAGCCCGAGACAGGGCUGAGAAUCUAUACCUCUCCUGAGGCACUUGUAGGAACACAGAGGGCGGAGCUAGGGAAGGGGGCGGGGCCUCUUUCCAAGAGCCUGAGACAGGGCUGAGCAUCUAUACCUCUCCUGAGAGGCCUUUUAGGACUAAAGGGCGGGGCCUCUUCCCAGGAGCAGGAGACAGGGCUGAGCAUCUAUACUUCUCCUGAGAGGCCUUUUAGGACUAAAGGGCGGGGCCUCUUCCCAGGAGCAUGAGACAGGGCUGAGCAUCUAUACUUCUCCUGAGAGGCCUUUUAGGACUAAAGGGCGGGGCCUCUUCCCAAGAGUGUGAGACAGGGCUGAGCAUCUAUACUUCUCCUGAGAGGUCUUUUAGGACUAAAGGGCGGGGCCUCUUCCCAAGAGCAUGAGACAGGGCUGAGCAUCUAUACCUCUCCUGAGAGGCCUUUUAGGACUAAAGGGCGGGGCCUCUUCCCAGGAGCAGGAGACAGGGCUGAGCAUCUAUACUUCUCCUGAGAGGCCUUUUAGGACUAAAGGGCGGGGCCUCUUCCCAAGAGCACGAGACAGGGCUGAGCCUCUAUACUUCUCCUGAGAGGCCUUUUAGGACUAAAGGGCGGGGCCUCUUCCCAGGAGCAGGAGACAGGGCUGAGCAUCUAUACUUCUCCUGAGAGGUCUUUUAGGACUAAAGGGCGGGGCCUCUUCCCAAGAGCAUGAGACAGGGCUGAGCAUCUAUACCUCUCCUGAGAGGCCUUUUAGGACUAAAGGGCGGGGCCUCUUCCCAGGAGCAGGAGACAGGGCUGAGCAUCUAUACUUCUCCUGAGAGGCCUUUUAGGACUAAAGGGCGGGGCCUCUUCCCAAGAGCUCGAGACAGGGCUGAGCCUCUGUAUACCUCCCAUGAGUCGCUUGUUCGAACACGGGGGUGGGGUAUAAAGGUUCAUCCCCAUCAGGCACUUGGGAAGAGGCCCCGCCCCCUGUGUCCUGGCAGGUGCCGCAGGACAGGGAUAGAAGCUCAGCCCUGUCUCAGAGCUCAUAACUCCGCCCAUCUGUCCUGACCGCCCAUUUGUAGCCCCGCCCACCUCCCCCUCCCAGCCCUGCAUCUUGGACUAGGGGAGAGGCUCAGCCCCGCCCUCUUGAGCAGGAGCCACGCCCACCCCUCUAAGCCACACUCCCUUUCCAGGGGCGCCGAGUAAUAUUUUUUCUGGAAAGGCAGCGGCAGGCCAAAUAGUUUGGGAACCACUGGUCUGGUUUAUCAAGGAGCUGUUCUCGGGAUGGGGUAACCUUGCACUUGUGGAGCUGAUCUGGGGGGAUUCCGGGGGCAUUUGAUGUGGAUUUUGGGGUGCAAAAGGUUGAAGGACCCUUCUGGGCAGAAAAUAUCCAAAGGAAGUAGGAGGGAUAACAGGCUGCAGACAAUGUCCUCAACCUGCAAUGUUUCAGGGAUGAGUCUGCUCCUGUAUUGCGAUGCAUCAAGGAGCUGCUCUGAGGAGGGGUCACCUGGCAAUUUGGGGGGUGGGUGGGGCAUUUGAUGCAUAUUUGAGGUGCAAAAGGGGGGGAGUGCCAUUAGGACUCAGCACCUCAGAGCCCAAAACUAUCUGGUUUUGUGGUAUCCUCCUCUGCCCCGAAUUAGCCCAAAAGCCAGAAGGAGUCAAGCAAAUAUUCCACAAUUUGGGGAAUUUCCAAGUCGGGAGUGGCAUUAUUCCAAGGGGAAGUUCUUUGGCUUAUGGAGAAAUUUGGAGGCAAUGGAAACGGGAAGGGUCAUUGGGGUAAUAUUCUAGUUCUGGUUCCCAGUAGUCAUCCAGUGGUCAUGAUGGGAGGCUAAAGCCAACUCUUGCAUUUCCGGAAAGAAAGAGAUCCUUGGCAUGGAAAUGGAAUGGAUCAUUGGGCUGCUGGGCUACUUCUGUGUUCCCAGUGGCCACCUCGCUGGUGGAUGUUGUGGUUGAGAUGAGAGGCUAAGUUUUGGCAUUAUAUCAACUCUGAGCAGCUUCCCAUUGCCGUUCCAGCAAGAAAGAGAUUGAUCCCUGGUAUGGAAAUGGGAUUAGUCACGGGGUUGGUAUCCUAGUUAUGUGUUCUCCGCGGUCAUCUUGUUGUCCGUAGCGGUCAAAAUAUAAUAUUACGCCGCUUGGCAUGACCUCUAUUCCUUUUCAAUUACAAACAAGAAGGAUAUUGUGUUGUCAAAGGCUUUUAUGGCUGGAUUCACUGGGUUGCUGUGAGUUUUCCAAGCUGUCUGGCUAUGUUCCAGAAGCAUUCUCUCCUGACGUUUCGCCCACAUCUGUAGCAGGCAUCCACAGAGCUGUUGGAAACUAGGAAAGUGGGAUUUAUAUAUCUCUGGAAAGUCCAGGGAAAGUCCAACUCUUGUCUGUUGGAGGCAAGUGUGAAUGUUGCAAUUGGCCUUGCCUAUGCAAAGCCUGGUUGCUUCCUGCCUGAAUCCUUUGUUGGGGAGUGUUAGCUGGCCCUGAUAGUUUCACUUCUGGAAUUUAUUUUAUUUAUUAUUUAUUUAUUAUUUCCAAUAUUUCUAUCCCACCCUUCUCACCCGAAGGAACUCAUGGAGGCGUACAAUUGACAACAAUUCGAUGCUGACACAUCAUUAAAAACAACCAGCAUAUAAACUCUGUUACAAAUAGUUAAAUACAGUAUAAAAUAUAAAACACUAUCUGUGCCCAGCCACGCGUUGCUGUGGCGAAGUCUGGUGGUAUGGGAAAUAAAGUAUUGAGGAAUUGGUAGUAGUUAAGGUAAAGGUUUUACCUUACAUUAAGUCCAUUAUAAAUGGGUUAUAUAGCUGUGUGGAAGGGCCUUGAGUCUGCACUGCCAUAUAAUCCAGUUAAAAUAAGAUAAUCUGUGGAAGAGGCCUAAGUGAGGCCUAACUCUGCCUGUCCCCUGGGCUGAGUGGGUUGCAAGGAGACCAAGUGGGCGGAGCUUAGCCUUCUAACUGGCAGCAAUUGGAUAAAAACAAUUAUUCCUCUCCCUCUAAUUAGGACUUUAUUUUUCUUUUUGUUGUAUGAACGUAGAGGCAUGGAUGCGGGGUUGUGCUGCCAAGUUUAGUGUUUCUGGGAUGUGUAGUUUUGUUGUUUUGUCCUAGGCCGAAAUUUCAUUACCCAUUUAUAUAUAGAUAUGGUUAAAAUCUGUUCAUCCGAAUUCCCCAGAGUGUUGUUCUUUAUUUACUGUCCUGAUUUUAGUGGGUUUUUUAAAAACACUGCAAGGCCAUUAAAUGCUAAUCAAUGUGAUUAGUUGCAACAUUCACACUUGCCUCCAAUGAAGUUCUUUCUCCCACCCUGGACAUUAUUCCACAGAUAUAUAAAUCUCACUUGUCUAGUUUCCAACAGACUUCACAACCCCAGUGGAUGCCUGCCAUAGAUGUGGGAGAAACGUCAGAAGACAAUGCUUCUGGAACAUAGCCAUACAGCCCAGAAAACUCACAGCAACCCAAGAAGGAGAUUAUUCGGCAAUGAAAUUGGGUUGGUUCAUAUUGGGCAGCUAGUCUCGUUCUGUGGUUGCAAGUGAUCUUUUGGCGUCCGUGGGCGGCUUGACGUUGUGGUCAUUCUGAGUAGCUUUCCAUUGUAAAUUUCAGGCAGGAAAAAGAUGGAAAUGGGGUAGAGCAGUGAUUCCCAAAGUGGGCGCUACCGCCCCCUGGUGGACGCCGCAGUGAUCCAGGGGGGCGGUGAUGGCACCUAUUAGGACACGGGGGCGGGGCCAGGAUAGGGGCGGGGCCUCUUCCCAAGAGCCUGAGACAGGGCUGAAAAUUCUAUACCUCUCCUGAGGCUCUUGUUGGGAAACAGUGGGCGGAGCUAGAGAAGGGGGCGGGGUCUCCUUCCAAGAGCCUGAGACAGGGCUGAGCCUCUAUACCUCUACCUUUUAGGACUAGGGGCGGGGCCUCUUCCCAAGAGGAGGAGUAGGAGGAUGGCAGAGGGGACCAUGCACUACCCCAUGGAUUGAAUAAGAGCAGGUCUUGAGGCGCUGCACCCAGUGUGACCACCUUCCCUGGCUUGUGCUGGAAUCUUUGUAGCCUGAUCUUCAGAGUCUUCAUUAUGGCUUUGUUUGCACUCUCUACUUCUCUGAGGUGCUUGUUAGAACACAGGGUGGGGUAAAGAGGUCCAGUCCUGUCAGACACUUGGGAAGAGGCCCCGCCCCCUCCUCUAGCCCCGCCCACUGUGUCCUCACAGGUGCCGCAGGACAGGGAUAGAAGCUCAGCCCUGCCUCAGAGCUCGUAACUCCACCCAUCCAGUCCUGGCCGCCCAUUUGUGGCCCCGCCCACCUUCCCUCAGCCCCGCCCUCUUGAGCAGGAGCCACGCCCACCCCCUCUAAGCCCCGCCCCCUUUCCAGGCGGUACCGAGUAAUAUUUUUUCUGGAAAGUGGUCGGCAGGCCAAAUUAGUUUGGGAACCACUGGGGUAGACUUUGGUACCAAUAUUGUUGUCAUCUGAUGUCAGUCACGGUUAAGGCCAAAGCACCGCUUGGCAUUGUGGUCACUCUGGUCAGCUUUCCAUUGCAAUUCCAGACAAGAAAGAGAGACUUGGCAUAGAAAUGAGAUGGGUCAUUGGGAAGUUCUGGUGGUCAUCCGGCAACCAUAACGGUCAAAGAGAAAGCCGCUCGAUGUUAACAGUGACUCCGGGCAGAUACUUGGCAUGGAAAUGGGAAAUGGUCAUUGGGAUGAUAGAUGGGUGAUGUGGUCCAUAACGGUCAAAGCGGCUCAAGUCAACGGCAAUCCCGGGCAGCUUUCUGCCGUAGUUCCCUUCGUUGCGGUCACUUCGAGACCCCAUAUAUUGCUGGACUUUUUUUUUUUAAAAAAAGGGAAAAAACAAUCAUCCCCAAUGAAACCACCGGUGCUGUGACUGACCGCUCGCUCUCUGGCGGAGGCUGGCCUUCGCAAGGGCCGGGUCAAGGGCUUGCUCGGACCAUUCGCCCCAAAGAAACCGGACAUCUCCCCGCCGGAGCUGGACACAUCCAAUGGAUGCCGUGGACUGGGCUGCUUGACACUUUAGAAG
This is a messenger RNA of Anolis carolinensis (green anole), 8889 nucleotides long. It is a transcript of the gene mark4, whose product is annotated as microtubule affinity regulating kinase 4. Lineage: Eukaryota; Metazoa; Chordata; Lepidosauria; Squamata; Anolidae. Gene Ontology annotation, biological process: intracellular signal transduction; protein phosphorylation; microtubule cytoskeleton organization. Gene Ontology annotation, molecular function: tau-protein kinase activity; ATP binding; protein binding. The record is from RefSeq and is a predicted model, not a curated record. The transcript is spliced from 17 exons. Bases 311 to 2656 code for a protein of 781 amino acids. Gene Ontology annotation, cellular component: cytoplasm.